Messenger RNA from Amoebophrya sp. A25, 12097 nucleotides. NCBI's taxonomy places the organism in Eukaryota, Dinophyceae, Syndiniales, Amoebophryaceae. The record is from the annotation of a GenBank genome assembly.
UCCCGUCUCCCAGUUGACACGUGUAGAGCAUCCCUCUUACCAGUUUUUUUAAUCGCCAUUGGGCCUUCAUGAGGAUAUUUGGGCCUCAAAAUAUUUUUAGGUCGUUGAAAUGAGGUUGAUCUUUUGAUUCAUUGAUUGGUUGAAAUUGAGACCACUAAGAGGUCAGAAAACAAAUAAUUGAAGCUGUCACCCGAGAUAUACGCUUUGAAGCGCAACAUUUAUCUCGGUGCCCUGUAGAGGCACCCCGAUUGAUUGAUUGAUAUCUCUCUCCUGAAGCUCCUUUUGGUUCUUCUACUAACCACCAUCUUUGUUUUUCUUCCUCUGAUGUAUGACUCCUUUGGUUCUUUGCUUGUCGAUUUUUCUUACUGAUACAACGAACAACUUACUUUCCGUUUGUGUCGUCGGUUUGAGGAGAGCAUUUUCAUCUACGUAAAAUUUCCUAAUCGUUGGUUGCGUCUAUCUCUAAAGUAGAACCCCCAUACCUCCAUCCUAGACCUAAAAAUAGCUUCAUGCUCUUUAAACAUGUACUGUAAUUCUUCAUUGAAGGUACUAGUUCCAUUCUAAAAAUCCUCGCAGCACCCCCACCCCUCCCCUUGUUCUACAUAGAUCGCAAUACUCUUCUAGUUCUUGUCCUCCUGGUUCUUGUACUCGAGUACUCUUCUACUCUACUCUUCGCCCAAUAUGAUGCAAUUUCGUGUCUCCUCCCUAGCCAAGAACCUCUUCGAGAGGCAACAGGGGAAGCUCAGAGAGCGCAAAAAGACGGACGUGACUCUGGGAGACGUCCUCGAGGAUGAGAUUGGCCUGGAAACGUUGGAACUGCCACGCUCAGUCUGGGAUUGCAUGGGUCUGGCAUGCAAGUUUACCACGGUGAAUUUACAUUAUGAUUGCUUGAUGUCCACUUCAAGAAUAGGGUUAGUAAUGAAGCACGUAAUUAUUAUGAUUGCUUGAUGUCGUGCGUGGUUGUUGAUCACAAAGGUAGUAGAAGUAGUAGUCGUAGUGUUAGUGCCUCUACUUCCCCAAAGGUAGUAGAAGUCGUUGUAGUCGUAGUAGUACUGUUAGUACCCCUUCGCGUUCGCGGGGUACGUAUUGAUGGUUGCGAUUCAUCUUCAAGGACAAGGACUGUCCGACAGUGAAACGAGAUUGGAGAGAUUCCUUUUGGAUUUUUCUGUUUCUUAGAAGAUGAUUUCUCGAGAGUUCUAAGGCCAAGGCGAUCUAGCCGUGGAGGUGAAUGCCGCGACUAGAGGAGGAUCCGCACCUCCCAGUGCGAUUGAUGCGUCACCUGCAGACUCAAAUAACCCACAAGAUGCUGGUGCUGCGAGUCCUAUGCAUACUGGCGGUGUGGCUAUUGGCGGAGGAGCAGCAACUAUUAAGGCUUAGUUCAGCUCAACCUCAAGGAAGAGGACAUCCUGAGGACGAAGAUGGUCUCAGGAUGAAGAUCUUCAUCUUCAAGAUGAAUAUAUGUUAAGUAGAUGUUGAUGUAUCUAUUUAGAGUGAUAGUGAUUGGUCUUUUUUAGCAGAUAUUAAGAGUUGUAUACUUGAAGAUGAGAAUGCCCUUUUCUCUUUUCUAUCUUCCUCUGGUUGUCUUUCUUUUUUCUAGUAGUUAUGUUAGGUCUGCUGCUGCUCCAGCACAAAACAUAUAUAAGAAGUAGAUGUAAGGGUCUCUAAAUCUAGUUCAAAAGCAGUUGCGGCAGGGGAAAGCUCGAAUAAGAAGGCGUUUGUGUCAACACUGUUGCCUCGUAUCGUCGACAUCAAUAGGAAGAACUAUCAGCCAAUGACAACUGGGCUGAAAAAUGAGCCGAUGUAUGGGAGACGGUAUUAAUUUUUGUGGUAGAGUUGAGUUCAUUCCGAAUAAAACACUUUCUAAGACUUGUUCUUCCACUUUAUCUAACACAUCAAGAAGUACAACUGCUACAACGGAAAAUCAUGAUCACGCAGAGCAAAAACUAGUAGUAGAAGUAGUACUGCUCACAACUACUGCAUAGCGACAUUAAACCUGCACCGCCUCGCGCUAGGCACAUUCAUUCACUCACUCACUCAUUCACUCACUCUUCACUCAUUUAUAGAAUACCUCUUCAUGAACAUGAUCCGCUAACGCUUCUAGAUGAAGUGUGCUGGUGCACGUCGUUGUCCUCCGACUACAACAAUCAGAAACCCCCCUGACCAGGACUUCGACAGACGGUCGUGGAGCUGGUACGCAGAUGAUUCAGAGCGCUGUCUUUUUUCACGGCCAGCGCGUGAUAGUGCCAGACUCCCUAGUGGUAGAGCCGAUAAAAAGCGGUAAUAUCGAGCUCUACGACCAUGUCCAAGGCAAGCACGUCGAUUUCGAGGACUUCAUCCACGCGCAUGGGCUGCAAAGAACGGUUGGCUUCGAUCCGCCAGUUGAUGAGCUCGUUUUAAGGCUCACAGCAAUGGGGGAAACACGUCAAAGAUGCACUUAAAGAUGAAUAUAUGUGAUUGUGAGCUCUAAUCGUUGCAAUGGGACCGAAGAGAAGGCACAACCUGGCGACAGAGGAGGCUGCAGACGUCGCAGAGAAGUUAUGGAUCAUAGGGAAUAACAACCAGAACAAGAAUGAAGUAGUAGGUGAGACUAGGACAACUACUGUUGAGCAGCUUUUAGUUUUUACCUCCUCUAAAAAUAGCACCAAAAGUGGAUCGCGCAAAAGAUGGGGAGGAGCCACCUCCAAGUCUUUUUACACGACGAAUACCGAAGCCAAAAAGCAAGUUUGAGAAGCCAUUCAUUGUCGGGAAAGAUCAACCUUUAUGGAGCCAAUCCGAUGAUCAACAAUGACGUUUGCUGGUCUUCCUGUUUAUUAAUUUGCUAUUGCUGGUCUUCUUGUUUAUUAUUAGCAUGGAGUGCAUGGAGCGCAGAUCUCUAAGGGACGCAAGAAGCGCGCCCUUUAGCUCCAUGCGAUCCAUGCACUCCAUGCCAUGCAGCUCGCAAAUCACUCUGUUACUCAUUGGGCUAGUUCGUAAGGCAGCACGCUCAACUCCAAGAGGAGCGAAGGAACGUUUCAAAACAAUUUACUCUUAGAGAACAAUACCCUUCGCUGUCUAGGUCCGCGUCCAACAAGCAACGUUUUGACAUCGUCAAAACGUAUGAUCCAACACCCAUGAUCCAACUUUCUUAUAAUUCUUGACACCCUCUCAUCUACAACUACAACAAGAACAGUUCCCUGCUAACCCCCCUCAUCUCUCCACGAACCCACCUCAUGCUCAUCUCUCCCUCUUUCAUCUGUUCCACCUACGCCAGAGGACUUCAUACAUUUCGAGAUGUUCAAACCCGUUGCUCGCAUAAAGUUCAGACAGGAGGCUGAAGACGGCAGUCUCUUCGACAAGGAAAUCGUCUACCAGUCUUCGCACGUGGUCAACGAAGUUUCCCUUGGGUGGAGACUAGAGGUCAAGGAUUUUGUUAAGGCGAAGCAUCGCUGAAGGAGCCUCCUCAAGAAUGAAUUUCCUCGUCCUUCUUGGCUCUUUUUCUACUUGAAUGAUCAGGCUUGUUAGAUCAAGUUAGGAGCUCUAAUUCUGACAUCAAAACGAACGUCGACAUGGGAGAAGACCUGAUGAAGGCUUUGGACUCUAGGGCAGCAUCGUUGGGGAAAGCGGGGACCAAGAAUUCUCCGACUCUAGGAUCGCCAGGUGGAGGAAAGGGCACUCAAAGUCCAAUAUCGGCGUCAAUAUCUAGUGCUGCGGCUGCUGCGCAUAGGCACUAUAGCGGAACCGAUUCUAAUAUUAGGGCGACAAGAAAUCUCCCAUUUUCACAGGCAUCUUGGUCCCGUUUUUAAAGGGAAAAGGAGGCCCAAGAUUUUUGUUCAGAAGAUGGAUCUCCAGCAUUACUUGUUCUAAUAUUAGCACCGUGCUCGGUAGCGCUGUGGGUGUGGACCAAGAGCAGCUAACCGGUGCUCAAUUAGCAGCGUGGAAGCACGAGGAAGAACAGUUCGCACGUCUUCUGCGUGAAAUCUUCAAAGAGUUCUUCUUCAUGUGCAAGAUGGAAAAGAUCAACCUGCGGAAAUUAGAACCAGUCUACAUGGGUAUGAGCGCAUCUGACGAGUUGAAGAAGACCUUAUUUUCCGAUAUGGUACUUAUUACUAUUAGAAGUACUUGACCUUGUUUUCCGAUAUGGAGGUACUUAUUAGAAGUAUAAGAAGUACUUAGAAGAUACUGAUACAUGAUCAGUUCAUUUUUUCUGAACAACUUGAAGAACUUUUAUCAAGGAGCUACUGCUAGAGCUAGAAUCCUCUAUUUCUUCUCCACCAGGACGGCCGAACUUGUCGAAAUGGCCAUCUGAUGACAGCGAUUCCAUGUCACGAACUGCGGUGGACCCGACCCGCAGCGUGUAUUCAGUGCAGAGAGCUUACAACAUACAAAGUGAUCACGUGCGCGAAAAGGUACUAUUUUUUACUUAGUAACUAGAAACUUCUAGUACAGAAAUAAUACUUAGUAGUAGUUAUGACUCUUUCCUGCGCGAGCUCGUCUUGGCUUUCUUUUGACCGGUACUACGAGGGUAGAGUGCGAGAGUGAGAGUACGUUCUAUCUUAGCCCUCAAGACCUUGCUCCUCUUCUUGAACAAAAUAACAGGGACCACGACGGCCAGUUUCUUCCUUUAUACUUAGUAGAGACCACUACAGAAAUAAUACACUCUGUUGCUAUAUAGAUUGAAAUCAAAUCACCUCAGAUGCGAGAUCUCCGGUUAUUGUAUCGGCUGCGAGAGCGACGACGAAUUUCACGCCUCACUUCGCGCCUACUGCCAAGAAGCUGACGCCAAAAAACAGCUAGAACAAAAGCUUGAGGACACGAACAGCAAGAGCAACAAGCAGAUCCGGCUGCUGGGUACACCAGUGAAUGAGUAUGACAUGAACAUCUUGGUCAGAUUCUUGGUCGUGACCAAGAUACCAUAUCGGGAGCAGCUCGACGAUCCUUGGAUCUUCGAAACGCAGGCUGUCAAGGAAUUGUCUCAGAUAUUGUUUCCGGGUCAGGUGAUGGAUCUUCAGGGUCUUAUGUUGACGGGAUGAGAAUUAUUCACAAGAUGUACACUCAGCUCCAGUUAUUACUUCAGGUAGUGCCUAAAGAGAAAAAGGUUAGUACCCUCUACAUCUACAAGUGAUGAUCUUGAUCGCCUUCAAAAAUGCCACCCCUAACCCGAAGCAUCUCAGGAUGCCCUCUACAUCUACAAGUGAUGAUCUUGAUCUUCGAAAAUACCACCCCUAACCCUAAGCAUCUCAUCAUCACCUUCUAAUCCAAAACUAGUUUACAGCUGUCAUCCGCAGAUCAUGAUCUUGAACUGUUCACCUGCUGGCGGCGCAUCCUCGAAGGUUGUGAUGGAGGUCGUACUGGUCCAUCCUAGAGUGGGCAAGGAGAUCAUUCCGAGGACACGACACUUUAGAGGAACAGAUCGAAGCGAUGCUAUAGAUCUGCCGACGUCGUUAUGCUUGAAGGGUUAAAAAUACCAUUGUAGGAUUGUUGUUUAAACGAUCCUUUCGCACCAAUCCCCAUGGUUUGCUCCAUUUGAACUCCCAUUUUCCCCUUGAACUAGAGAAGAGCCCUCAUUGUACAAGAAGCUGAAGUUGAAGUGAUGCUGCUCAUGUGUUGGUCGUGUAGCAAGUCUUCUUCAAUGCAAGAAAAUCAACAUUUGUAGCACGUGCUCACUGCUGAAUUUGUUGAACAUCCACCGCCUACAAGAACUACCCUGGUCUUCCUUCUGCUCACUUACAGAUAAGUACUUACUUUUGAUUUAAGUGAUGAAUCCAGGUGGAGCUACAACCCUGGAGGACCUUUUUCAUACCCUGGCCGCAACAAUCUCGUGGACAAGUUCAAUGAGCUGAGCGAGUGGGUAAACAUGGAUGGGUCAAGUGGAAUGGUCGAUCGCGAUGACACGUCCAGAUUUCCGAUAAUGUCAAGAUCCUUGCGAACGCAGAUGGUGUCAAUGCUUCUCGCUAGAGGGAAGCUGGAAACGGUCUUUCCGGUGCGAGCGGAUGUUCUCAGUAUUGUUGAUAAGAAUUCUUGAUGUUGUAGUCGUCGAUCAUCUUGGGAAGAUUUGAUAUCAUACAUACACAUUUUUUAUAUGGUGUUCUCGUUUCUGCUAUGGUGUUCUCGUUUCUGCCAAACUACUAUCUUUAUCCUCAUGAUACACAACCACAACCUUCCUUCCAGCCUACAACUUCAAGACCCGAUUGCGCACAGUUACCUGUCAGGAUUGCAAAAAGCCGGAGAUUGAAGACAGAACCUUGAAACACCAUAAGGAGACAGAGUGUCUCAUGCGUAAGAUCCGCUGUUCUCAGGAUUGUGGUGCGAUGAUUUUAUGAAAAACGACAUUGAUUUAAUGAUACCAUUAUCUUACUUCCUUGUUAGGUGAAGUAGUAAACUACAGAAUGCGAUUAAUAGAUAAUUUGCAUUUGGAGGAAAUAAAGCUGCCGCUGCCCUGUUCUUUGAGACUGAUCGACUUAAUGUAAAACCACGAUGAAAGUUUGAAUAGGUUGUUGUUAAUGUUACUUACAAACACUGGUGGAGUAUAUUCGACUGAACACAUCGUGUCUAACCUCCCUAGCCCGCGACGACGAAGAUCACAGGUUUAACCAUUGUGCCAACCGCGCCGUCUAUUGUCCUCUGUGUAAUGGGCCAGUAGUCUUGCACCAGGUGUUAAGGCUCAACUUUCAUUGGUCACCAUUUAGAUUGGAGCCACUGAAAUCGAAGAGGGUCCCCUUGAGAGAACAGGGGAAAACGAAGGGAAAGGGGAGAGCCUUGGAGGGGGUCUCUUCCUGUCCGAGUCAGUGACCAAUGAAUGCUGAGCUUUAAAAGUGGAUGCGCAUGUAGAAAACUGCGAAUACAGACCAUGGACCUGCCCACUCUGCGAUAUGCACUUGAAAGUGAAAGACAUGGAAUCACACAAACUAGUUUGUGCGAAUAGGCAGAUAGAGUGCAAUUGGUGCGGAGAAAUGACCAUCUUCUACAAGCUAGUGCCAGAGCAUAAAAAGAGGCUUUGCUGCAGGAGACAGGAGAAUUAUGGCUGCAAGGAUGGAAUUGGAUAGAUACUCAACAUAAUAGUUUUAGGAGUUAUCAAUUCCCAAAGGACGAGGACCACAGCAUUCGCUUUACAUUUUUGGGUCCUUUAGAUUUUUUCCUCCAAUUAAUUUCUUCAAGUAGAACACACACACCUUGCCUCAACCUCACUCCCCACCUACUACUUCGCUCUCUCCCUCUUCAUAGCCAAGCCGAAGAGCUCCGAGACCGCAUCUUCGCUAUUGACCAUGAGGCAGUUGCAGCCCUACUAGACGAUGGUGUUGCGCCAACUUUGGAUGCUAACGAUGCGACCUUGGUAGACCUAGGGAUCGUUAGUACACAGGGAAUGCAACUUGACGGUGGAAAUUCGUUGAACACGCAGAUGAUGGGGUAUUCCUCGGUUUUCGUUUUCGUUUGUAUUUUUUUCUCUCUGAACAAGAUGAUUCAUCAACAGAAUUCUUCAUCUGCACAAACCUUUUUUAAUUUAUUCUCAAAAAUUUCGAUGGGCUUUCGCUAAUGCUUGUACUCAUCUCUGCCGCAAGUUAUUGGGUUCCAUUUCCGUCUCGUCACAGGUCUUCCAUCCUCCACCCGGAGCACCAAUCGAGUAUGAUGAUGACGAACCCUUUGCCGUCGCCAGUUGGCGUCUCCCUUACUGAAACUAAUGUGCCUCUGGUUUCGCGACCGGGAACACGGGAUGUUGGCACAAGGGUUUACAUGGGAAUGGAGUCUCGUACGUAUCAUGAUGCGCAAGAAAUGCAAGAACGCGCUCAGAUGAAUGAAGAAGUCACGCAUGCUCAUAUCCUAAUAGCAAGUCCUAGUCGUGGUGCAGCUCGGGGACACAGGAGGCAGCAACGACCAGGAGAUGAUGCAAUAAUUUCAUCGCCUGAGCGUUUAGUGAGGCCAGAAAGUCGAGCAAACAAUGCACGAGUGUUUGCAGGAACAUCACCAAAUGUUGGGGGUGCUGCUGCUGGAGGAGCUCAUAUUGCCAGCAGUCCAGAGUCCCCCAAAGGACCAAAACAAGACUUCGCAUCAUGGUACGAUGAGCAAGGGUUCUCGCAGAUGUCACCGGAACACGAGUUAUGGUACUAGAAAAACUCGACUAGACCUGCUCGAGAACAGAAUAACAGAAUAAAAGCAACGGACACAUCAAGAACUUCUACCCUUCUUUCAUACCAAGCCGAAGACGCUUUCGGCAAGGAUAGUCCGCACUCACCGCGAACGAACUCGGGAAAGUCGCAGUUCUCACGAAUACAACUGCGCAAAUCCAUCGAUGACCAAGUGCUCACCAGUGCUUUUGAUUUUAAGGGUAGGUUAAAGGUGCUUUUCUUACCGCUUUUUAUGCCUCUCUCCCUUAGGAUGAGAAAGGCAUAACAAGCGGGGUAAGCGAGCACCAAAAGCCUACCUCUAAUGAUUCUCUGGGCCUCGCGUUGCCGGUUAGACAUUACACGUUGAAUCAGCCCUCUGGAGGUUGUAGUGUGGAGAUGGAUGGAGGAGCUAAUGAUCAUGGUUAUGCUUUGAGUUUGACUCAGGUUGCUAUUGCUUUCAUUUUUUGGAUAAUGAGAAGCUACAAACAGGUAGUACUCAUGGAUUUAGAUUUACUCAAUAAUAGCACAACUUCUAGAUAGGGGAUGAUCAUCAUCAUCGUUUUUCCACUGAAAGAACGUAAGUAGCCACCUCCUUCUCCACACUCUAACACUUCGCCACCAUGAAGGGCGAGGACCAUCGUGCUGCGGGAGGCGUCGGGACGAUGCCGCAAGAGUCGAGCUUAUUUGAGGAAAGCAUGCUGUCACAGCAUAACGACCUCCUGGAUCAUGGCGCAAACAAGGACCUCCAGCACAACGGCUCCCUUGCCCUCUCCCACGAUGGAAGCAUUGCUCUCGACAUCAAUUUCGUGGAGAAGGAGAGCGGCAUCGAGAACAAGCCAGGCAGACAUCUGUAUGCAGGAUUGGGGUUGCAUUCUGCAGUGCAAGCUGGGGACCUGGAGACUCUGCGAAUGGUGUGCGAGCAAGAGGAGAUGGAAGUAGACUUGCACAUCCGGGACUCCUUCGGGUGCACAGCUUUGCACUUAGCGGCGAUGAGAGGAAGACUAGACAUGGUGGACCUACUGCUGCAGACAGAGUGGAAGCAUCUGGAUGGCAAGAGCAAGAUUUUCGCGAGUACCAGUGAUCCGACGGUAGUUGUACCAGUUGGAGGACGAGUCGGUCUCGGCGAAGGUGGAAGUCCAAGUAAGAAUCCGACGGCAGUCUCCGUCUCCGUGUCCUCCAAGUUCGACGAGCAGGGAGGAGGUUCCAAUCUAGAGUUAAGGCACAGAAAAAGCCAACCCUUUACACAGCCCAUUCUUCUCAUUCCCCUUCUACACAAGGGGAAUCCAUUUCCAUACUGGGAGGUUGCUGGCGUAAGGUUGGGCUUUUCUCUUCGCUAAUAGAGGCAUUGCAGAGCAGCACUGAGCAGUACAAUCUCCAAAAACUGCGCGAACUGAAGCUACCGCGCAUCGUCGAUCACACGGGACGUACACCACUCUUCGUAGCGGCAUUUCAUAGACGACGGGCAGUGGCGGAGAGGUUGUACGCCAUCACGAUCGAAGAGACGACUCCAAAUUAUGGCUUCUUGCCAGAGGUAGAGAUAAACCUGGAAAAUGGAUAUGAAGAGGAGGAAGAUGCUGCAGUUCGGAAGCAGAAGUACCAACAGAGCGACUAUUUGGAAAUGGGUAGCGGACUGUCAGGAAAAGUCGUGAUUACAACAAUUAUGGACUGAUUCUUCGGAGGUUUUUGUUUUUUCUAGUUAGGUACUAUGCUCCACCAACACUAUGGACUGGUUCUCUGUGUUCGUGGUCUUGAAAAUGAUGAAGAAGAUGGUGAUCUUCAGCAUGAAUUUUGAGCCGUGCAUUGUCUUGAAGAUUUUUCUUCAAUGAAGAAAGAUACGACGAAAAUUCGCUUUAGCUUGUUCAAAAAUCUCUCCUCCCUCGAACUUUCCCAGUGUCAAAGCCGGUGAUGAACCAUUACCAGCAGGGCAAGCCAACGCUCCUCCCGACGUCCCUUCAGCAAGUAAAGCAGCUCCAACUGACUCCCUAGGGCUCCCCGUUGGGAUGCCUGCAGUGCAGCAGUCGGUAGAGGAGCCCUAUCCACUUGGAAUUGCUAAAGCAGGAGUAACAAGUGCGACACAUGCACAGCCACAUCAGGCAACAUCAACAGGAGGACCAUCUUCAGCCUCGUCGAUGAAAAAUAGUCCUCAAAAGCAACAACCGGCACAAAAUAAACCUUUGAGACCAGGACAGGUGAUUAAGCCGAGUCACAUGAUGUCCCAGUACUCGCAUACGCAAUCGCAGGAAACCUUUGACGAGAGCAAAAUUGUGCGAAACAAGGAAAGCGAUGCCUAUUGGCAAGUGGUGGAUAACUUAUGGCAAUGUAUAUAUAAGUAAUCAUGUUCUUGUUGAUGUUGUAUGUAAGAGUAAAUCUAAACUCACUGCGGAACUCGUCAAAAAUCGGCUCAUCAUGCUUCUCUUCUAUCAAGGCGUUUGAGUAGCUCCUCUACUAUCCGUGAGGAAAUACCUUUCCUGCUCAACACCUCUGCUUCUUCUAACACCCGGCGAACUCGCUCCCGAACCCAGCACACAGUGGCAGAAAAUCUUCACGCCAAACCAGGCAACGCAAAAGGAAAUGAAGCGAGGUUUCAGGGAAUACAAGGAGCUUAUCGGAAUGAUGGCUCCCGGUGAUGUGUCGUCUUCAGCGGAUGAAGGUGAAGUGCGAGAGCGACUAGAAGAGUCUAGGGGCAUAUACGAUGGAAAUCUGCUGCGCUAUGGGUCGGAGAGCUUUCUGCGCGGCUCCAGUCGACAUUCAAGGGAUAGGCAGGAGAACAUAUUGAACUUAUGGCAAAGUUGUACUCAUUGUCGUGUAAUUAUCAUUAUAUGGCAAAGUUGUACAACUCAUGGUGUAAGUAAGACUAAGAAGUCGCAAGAACGACCAGUCUUAUUGACAUGGCUGAGUCCUAGAAGUUCUACAUGUUGUUGAUGUGAACCUGAGCUAGUACCUAAAAAUCAAUCUUACCAAGAACAUCUGCUCUAACAGGCGAAGGUCUCCGCGACACGAUUAGUUUGGAACGCUACGACGACAUGCUGGCAAACCACUUCUUGGAAAGCAGUAGAGAUCAUACCUUCCAGCACUUUGCGUCCUCACACGUGACACUGCAAGAUCCUAUGAAUGCGGUUCCAAGUACCGAAGAUUUGCUCUCUGUCCACGUCCGAAACGGCAUGCUGCCGACCGCACCCUUGUCGAGAGGUUCAUCGCGUGCUGGCGGACAGCGGUCUCUUCAGAGUGCAGGAUUGUCGUCGUUGCAACCAACUGGUGGAGGCAGUGUGAUGCCACAGAUGAUGAGCGUGUCGUCGUCUGCUGUGGGUGCUGUUGGAAGCGUGAUGAAGAGACCUGCGAAAUAGAACGUUUUAGAAGUGCAUAGAAGAGCUUAUAUUAACUGUACAUCAUAGUGAAGCUACCGAGAAGCAGAAAAACAUUACAACUCGCAUUGAAUUUUUCAUCAUACCCAGAGUGAAGGCAACAUUUACAAGAAAUACAAUUCUAUAGCAGACUUUCCACAAAAAUCAUUAUACUAUAAGACGGAUCAAGCAUAAGUACGAAACGAAAAUGACUAGUAAGCAUCAACUGAUCGUGAUUCAUCUCUUUUACACUUACAGGAAGAUUAGCAUGACGCAACGUUUUUUUAAGACUUAAAUAAUGGCCAAAAAACAUCGCGUUGUAUACUAGUUUGACCAGGUUUUGUCAUAGCUAAUCUAUCAGUUGUAAGCCACCAAAAAAUUCUGAAGUUUUGAACUUGAAAUAAAAUGAACUGCAUUGAGAAUGUUUGUUGAACUACAAGUUGUAAAUGUAACAUGGUUAAGGUUAUGGUACAAAAAAUGUAGAGAAAAUUGAUAUUUAAUAGUUGGAAAUUUGACAAAAAGCAUUGAAUAGUUGCUGGAAAUGGACAUCAACGCGGACCGCAACCGUUAAAAUUUAGUCUUUUAGUUCGACAAUGAUAAGCGCCACUCUUCAUCACACAAGACGACAAGAUGAUGUUUGACAAUGUAUAAUACCGAUUCUCGAUCGGAUUUAAAGAU